AUGGUGAUGAAGGCCUUCGUCCUGUUGGCUGUCUUUGCAGAAGCCUCUGCGAGAUCUUGCGCUCCAAAUAAAGCAGAUGUCAUUCUUGUGUUUUGUUACCCGAAAACAAUCAUCGCCAAAAUCCCAGAGUGUCCCUAUGGAUGGGAAGUGUACCAGCUGGCGCUUGGCGGGCUAUGUUACAAUGGGGUCCACGAAGCAGGUUACUACCUAUUUGUCAUCCCAGAUUUGUCACCUAAAAACAAGUCCUAUUGUGGAACCCAGUCCGAGUACAAGCCCCCCAUCUACCACUUCUACAACCACAUUGUUUCCAAUGACAGCACCGUGAUCGUAAAGAACCAGCCUGUGAACUACUCUUUCUCCUGCUCCUACCACUCCACCUACUUGGUGAACCAGGCUGCCUUUGACCAGAGAGUGGCCACUGUUCAUGUGAAGAACGGGAGCAUGGGCACAUUUGAAAGCCAAUUGUCUCUCAACUUCUACACUAAUGCCAAGUUCACCAUUAAGAGGGAAGCGCCUUUUACCCUGGAGACAUACGAAAUCGGUUCAGAUCUGUUUGCAGGAGUAGAAGCCAAAGGGUUAAGCAUUAGGUUUAAAGUGGUUUUGAACAGCUGCUGGGCCACACCUUCGGCUGACUUCAUGUAUCCCUUGCAGUGGCAGCUAAUCAGCAAGGGCUGCCCUACGGAUGAAACAGUCAUCGUGUAUGAGAAUGGGAAAGGCCACAGGGCAACCUUCCAAUUCAAUGCUUUCCGGUUCCAGAACAUCCCCAAAUUGUCCAAGGUGUGGUUACACUGUGAGACUUUCAUCUGUGACAGUGAGAAGCUCUCCUGCCCAGUGACUUGUGACAAACGAAAACGCCUCCUCCAGGACCAGACUGGGGGCGUCCUGGUCGUCGAGCUCUCCCUCCGUAGUAGGGGAUCCUCCGGUCUCUAUAGCUUCUCAGAUGUUCUCUAUCACCUCAUCGUGAUGCUGGGGGUUUGUGCUGUGUUAUAA
Globicephala melas (long-finned pilot whale) is the source of this 990-nucleotide messenger RNA. RefSeq names its product tectorin beta (gene TECTB). Gene Ontology annotation, cellular component: cell surface. Gene Ontology annotation, molecular function: extracellular matrix structural constituent. NCBI's taxonomy places the organism in Eukaryota, Metazoa, Chordata, Mammalia, Artiodactyla, Delphinidae. The record is from RefSeq and is a predicted model, not a curated record.